Molecule: messenger RNA, 946 nt
Organism: Paramuricea clavata
Lineage: Eukaryota; Metazoa; Cnidaria; Anthozoa; Malacalcyonacea; Plexauridae
Source: the annotation of a GenBank genome assembly
AUGGCGGCUAUUGAAAAUAAUGAAGAGGGCCUUUUUAUGGCCUGUUUUGAAGACGUUGCGGCAUUGUUAGAUAUUUGUGAAGAGCAAGACGGCAACAUUGAUCAAAAUGUUAUUGAAUCAGUAAUAAACCAGUUAGAAUCCGCUGUAAAAUUCGUGGAAAAUGUGUUGCCAUCUGUAAACGAAUGUAGAGAUGUUAUAUCUGAGGUUGGAAACAACUUGAAACUCUUAUAUCAUGUGUGGUGUCGCAAACUACAAGAACUUUGGCAGAGAAGUAACACAGCCUGUACUCACUUGGCAGUCUUUUCCAUUAGUCCUCUUGGACAUUGUAUAAGUGCAGGACCAGGAAGGCCUAAAUAUAACAUUGAUGAAGAAGUUUUGUUAAACCUAAGGACUCUAGGCUUUAAGUGGAAAGAGAUUGCUCAACUAUUGUUGGCUUCACGUUGGACUAUAUCGCGCCGAGUACGAGAGCUGGAUAUUGUGGCAAGAACUGCAUUUUCGGACAUCGGAAAUGAUCAGCUUGAUGAUAUUGUAAGAGCUUUCAUGAAUGUUCAAGGAAUUCUAGUUGGCUAUUCAAUGGUUCAAGGUCACCUGAGAAAUAUGAACAUAAAGAUACAAAGAGAUCGUAUUCAAGCAUCCAUAAAACGAGUUGAUCGUCGCAAUAGUCAUUUGAGAUGGGCAACUGUAAUUUCUAGGCGAAGUUAUUCAGUGGCUGGCCCGAACAGCUUGUGGCACAUAGAUGGUCACCAUAGUUUAAUCACCUGGGGGUUUGUUAUGCAUGGUUGCAUUGACGGUUACUCGCGUUUAAUUUGCUUUUUAAAGUGUGCAACCAAUAACAGGUCGGAAACUGUGGAAAGAUUAUUUUUGCAAAGCGUUGGGAAACAUUCAUGGCCUUCACACAUCCGCACGGACCAUGGGGGUGAGAAUGUUUUGGUUUGGCAACAAAUGA